Molecule: messenger RNA, 13518 nt
Organism: Hypanus sabinus (Atlantic stingray)
Lineage: Eukaryota; Metazoa; Chordata; Chondrichthyes; Myliobatiformes; Dasyatidae
Gene: flt4
Product: fms related receptor tyrosine kinase 4
Exons: 31
Coding region: 1285-5301 (1338 amino acids)
Biological process (GO): protein phosphorylation; positive regulation of kinase activity; multicellular organism development
Cellular component (GO): signaling receptor complex
Molecular function (GO): ATP binding; transmembrane receptor protein tyrosine kinase activity
Source: RefSeq, a predicted model, not a curated record
GGCCGGUUACCAGUGACCCCUGGCACGAGGCGGCCGGUUACCAGUGACCCCUGGCACGAGGCGCCGGUUACCAGUGACCCCUGGCACGAGGCGGCCGGUUACCAGUGACCCCUGGCACGAGGCGGCCGGUUACCAGUGACCCCUGGCACGAGGGUGUCACUGCGUUUAGGCGACUGAUCACCUCAACAGUGGGCGUGAGAGGGAAUGAGGAAAGAUGCAGCGGACUCGUAUCGUUUCCGCGCGGCCCGGUAUCACAUGCUUUGUGGCCUAGUGGUUGGGGACCACUGGUUUGAGGGUGAAAGGGGAAAUACUUAAGGGGAAUAUGAGGGAAAAUUUUUCAGAGGGUGGUGAGAGUGUGGAACAAGUUGCCGGUGAAAACGAUGGCUGAGGGUUCAAUUUUGUCAUUUAAGAGAAGUUUGGAUGCAUGGAGGGUGGGUCGAUGGGAUCAGUUUAGCAUGGUCUAGAUGGGCUGAAUGGUUUGUUUCCGUGGCGUCGUGUUUUAUGAAUUGAAGAGGAUUGCUGAGUUUCACCAGCAUUUUGUGCGUGCUGCUGAAUUGCGGAGGGGUUGAUUGCGCAUGCGGACGAUCGAUCGCUCGUGCGGUAUAUCGAUUGGGCCUCCUAGCGCGGUAGGACCUUUCUGCGUUCGGUUUUCGAGUGCGCAUGCGGUCGAUCGAUCGAUCGUGCGGUAUAUCGAUUGGGCCUCCUAGCGCGGCAGGACCUUUCUGCGUUCGGGUUUCGAGUGCGCAUGCGUGUCAUGUUUGGCCGUCCUCGUGCGUAGUGCCGAUUCGAAAACUGCUAGUUAUAGACCAACAACACUGACGUCCCAUUUCUGUAAACUUAUACAACGUAUGGUAAUGGAGCGGUUGAAUGAUAUUUUGGAAAAAAGAGGUGAUAUAGUGUUUCAGCAGAGCGGAUUUCGGAAGGACAGAAUGACAUUGGAUUCGGUCAACAACACACACAAAAUGCUGGUGGACACAGCAGGCCAGGCAGCGUCUGUAGGGAGAAGCACUGUCGACGUUUCGGGCCGAGACCCUUCGUCAGGACUCGGAUUGGAUUCGGUUUUAUGUUUGGAAGAUGAUCUUAGAAAAGCACAGACGCUGCCUGACCUGCUGAGUAUUUCCGGCAUUUUCUGUUUUUUAUAAAGAGCAAGAGAUCUGUGAUUAUAAACAGCGAGAGAAUGGUUUGAUACAAGGUUUAUCCAACACAGCACCCACACUCAACAUCACAGGAACGGAGUACUCCAUCACUGCGAGCGGCACUCUCUCCAUUACGUGCAGAGGCCAGAUGCCCCUGAGCUGGAAUUGGCCAGGAAAGGUCGCAACCACAAAAGAGACGAAGUCACCGUCCCAGAGGCUGGAGGAACCUGGAGGACGGACAGUCAGUAUUGUGGAGUGUGAAGGAGUACCCACACAUCAGUACUGCAAGACGUUGACAUUAACAAGAGCCCGAGCUAAUGACACAGGGUAUUACUGCUGCUACUAUCACUUUGAGCCCAUCGUUGACAAGGUUUCAGCUGCCAGCAUAUAUGUCUUCGUGAAAGAUCCACAGAACCCUUUCCUUAGCUCGUCACCCAACGGGACCCAGCAAGCUCAGGUGUUGACUGUGAACAAUGCACUGGUCACUGUUCCGUGCCUCGUGUCUAUCCCAACCCUCAAAGUCACUCUGCGGGAGGGAAUCACCAAAUCUGUCAUUUAUCCCAAUGAACCCAACGUGAUAUGGGACAAUAAACGAGGAAUGAUUGUUCCCAGGAAGAGGCUUGAAAACUUGCUUUACAUAACUUGUGAAUGUGUCAUCGGUGACCGAGUCUUUUCGUCUGCAAGUUACCUCAUCUACAUCAUAGGACGGCGGAUUUACAACAUCACACUGAGCCCGGAUCGAACAGAGAUGGUCGUUGGAGAGGAGCUCAUUCUUGACUGCAUUGUCGAGGCAGAGUUUAACGUGGCUGUCGACUUUCAAUGGGAAUACCCAAGGAAAGAGCUGUACAGGACUGAUCCGGCAGUCAAGAUCACCUACCAUAAACGGCCACUGGACACUGGCUCGAAACUGAGCAGCCGUCUAGUCAUCAGCAACGUGUCCACCAUUGAUCAAGGAAUUUAUGUCUGCAAGGCCGAUAAUAGCUUCAACAUCACGGAGAAGAAGGCUGAGGUUGUUGUGCAUGCAAACCCAUUCAUCCAGAUGACAUUCAAGGGGAGUUCAGUAAUUGCAGUGACUGAGGCCAAACUUGGACAGAAGAACGUGUACCUGACUGUGCAGAUCCAUGCCCACCCCUGGCCUAACAUCCGCUGGUUAAAAGAUGGGAGGCCAGUCAGGAGCCUGGUGAUCCAGCCAACUGAAUCGAGCCUGAGGAUUGGAGAGGUGACAGAACAGGAUGCUGGUGUCUACACUGUCCUUGCCCGGAAUCCCAAGGCGGGUCUGGAGAAGCGGUUACAGAUACGGCUCGUUGUCAAUGUUCCACCUCAGAUCCACGAGAAGGAGGUGGCUUCUCCAACCAACAUUUACCCACGUGGGAGCAGACAGACGCUGACGUGUACCGUGUAUGGCAUUCCCACGCCGUCACACGUGUUCUGGUAUUGGAGACCCUGGGGUCCAUGUGGAGUGAAGUUGUACCCUAAUCUAGGUCCUCAAGCCAUCUUGGGGCGCCAUACUCAAGACCGAACCCCUGACUGUGAAGACUGGAGGAACAUCUCAGCUGGGCCCCUGACCAACAAGAUUGAGAGCAUUGAGACCAGCUCUGAGGUUCUGGAGGGGCGGAACAAGACAGUCAGCAAGCUGAGCAUUAUGGCAGCCAACAUCUCCGUCAUGUAUAAGUGUUCCGCUUUCAAUAAAGUCGGGCACGAUGACCGUGUCAUCUACUUCUACGUGACAAGUAUCCCAGAGGGAUUCGGUAUCGAUCUACAGCCUUCAGAGAGCCCGGUGGAGGGUCAGAGAGUGCAUCUGCGGUGCAGCGCGGAUAAUUACACCUACGAGAACCUGCAGUGGUACCGGCUUCUGCCUAGCGCCCUGGAGGGUGAGCUGGGAGACCCUCCUGUGCUUGAGUGCAGGAACAUGCACAUGUACGGCAAGAGGCUGGCAGGGGUGGAGACGGCAGACCCCCAGCACAAGGGACUGGCUCUGGAGCUUCAGAUUGCCAGUGUCACACUGAAGGACGAGGGUGAUUAUGUGUGUGAAGUUCAGAACAAGAAAACUGGCGAGAAACAUUGCCACAGGAAGUACGUCCUGGUGAGAGCUCCGGAGAGCCCAGGUCUGUUCGGGAACCUGACUGACCUGUCAGUCAAUGUCAGUGACUCCAUCCAGAUGAGGUGUGCUGUUAGCGGAACCCCUCAACCCACCAUCACCUGGUUCAAGGACGAGAAAAUGUUCCACCAGCUCUCAGGGGUGGUCCUCAGUGAGCACAACCAGACCCUCACCAUCCCGCGGGCACAGGAAGAUGAUUCUGGACUGUAUCGCUGUGUCGCUUGCAACUCCAAAGGCUGUGUCAACUCCAGCGCAUUCGUCUCCGUGCAAGGUGGUGGUGACAAAUCAAACAUCGAGAUUGUGAUCUUAGUUGGGACAGGAGUCAUCGCCGUUUUCUUCUGGAUUCUGCUCAUCCUCAUCUUCUGUAACGUCAAGCGGGUAAGAUUCCUGGGGACCAAUCCAGCCGACAUCAAAACCGGAUACCUGUCCAUUAUCAUGGAUCCAGGUGAGGUACCUCUGGAUGAACAGAGUGAGUACCUGCCCUACGACUCCAGCAAGUGGGAGUUUCCUCGGGACCGACUUCGGUUAGGCAAGACGCUGGGUCAUGGAGCCUUCGGGAAGGUGGUAGAGGCUUCGGCCUUCGGAAUCGACAAGAGCAGCAGCUGCAGGACAGUAGCUGUGAAGAUGCUGAAAGAUGGAGCCACCGCCAAUGAGCACAAAGCCCUGAUGUCUGAACUGAAGAUCCUCAUCCACAUUGGAAACCACCUCAAUGUUGUUAACCUGCUGGGAGCCUGCACCAAAGCAAAUGGGCCCCUGAUGGUAAUUGUGGAAUACUGCAAAUACGGAAACCUCUCCAACUACCUGAGGAACAAACGGGAAGACUUCAUCCCCUGCCGGCAGGAACGGGCACUGAAGGUAAGCAGCCACGUGAUUUCUAUGGUGGAGGUGGUGAAAGAGCUGGAGGACAGGAAUCGAGGCAGCAUAGCCGAACACCCAAUCUGUGUCCGCACCGCCAUGGACAGGAUGCUCGGUCACCCCAAGGCCCUGGUGGAAGUUGAUGACCUGUGGCAGUGCCCCCUGACCCUUGUUGAUCUGAUCUGCUUCAGCUUCCAAGUUGCUCGUGGGAUGGAGUUCCUUGCCUCAAGGAAGUGUAUUCACAGGGACCUAGCUGCUCGCAACAUCCUCCUCUCUGACAACAACGUGGUGAAGAUCUGUGACUUUGGCCUCGCGAGAGACAUCUACAAGGACCCUGACUACGUGAGGAAGGGCAAUGCUCGUCUCCCGCUAAAGUGGAUGGCUCCGGAAAGCAUCUUUGAUAAAGUCUAUACCACCCAGAGCGACGUAUGGUCGUUUGGCGUGCUGCUGUGGGAAAUCUUCUCUCUAGGUGUCUCUCCCUAUCCUGGAGUCCAGAUCAAUGAGGAGUUUUGCCAGCGACUGAGGGAAGGAACUAGGAUGAGGGCUCCAGAAUAUGCAACAGAAGAAAUCUAUCGCAUCAUGCUGAACAGCUGGCAAGGAGAUCCAAAGGACAGACCAACCUUCUCUGACCUGGUGGAGAUACUUGGGGACCUGCUGCAAGCUAACGUGCAACAGGAUGGUAAGGAUUACAUUCCCCUCAGUGUGCUGCAGGCCACCGAAGGAGAUCUGGCCUUCUCCCAUUUCCAUUCAUCCCUGGCUCGAGGGGCUGCCGAGGUGUCUGAAUCCAGGAUACGAUGUGACAGUAUAAGACCACGAUAUUAUAACUGUGUAUCUUUGCCGAGUCUUGUAAAUGAGGGGAAUCGGAUGAGGUUUGCAACAAGGGUGAAAACAUUUGAAGAUAUCGCAAUGGAGGAGGCUGAGAACCCCAUGCAAAGUGACAACCAGACGGACAGUGGGAUGGUGCUGGCACCUGAGGAACUGGAGAAGUUGCAGGGUUCACACCAGCAUCAGGUAGUCUUCAGUAAAGCCUCGAAUCGAGUGUGCAGACAACCUGACCGGUGUCGAUGUGGAUCAGUCUGGUAUUCUGGAGCAGGGGGGCCGACCAUUCACGGCAGUGACUGUGGGCACCUGUCACAGGUGGGAUGGGAGUGCGACAUUCGGGGGGACCUGUCCCUGGAACCUGCUGUUCUGGACACCAGUUCCCCCUUCUAGGACUCGUCUGCCACGGGUGUCCACCGCAGGAACCUGUCUCAGCACUCAGAGGAUUCCCUGCUCGCUCUCAGCACUCUGCCUCUGAAUUGAUCGCGGAUACUUGCCUUGGGAACUGCAGAAUGGAAUUCCAGUAUCUUCUAAGGUUCUGAACUCUGCAAACCACCCGGAUACUGUUCCAAUUAUUCCACCGGCUGGUAUCUGUAACUGGACUAUAAUCUCUGCUGACAAAUACUCGCUUCCCCAAACAACAAGUUAGUCAGUAACUCUCAAGCAAAAAGUCCUUCUUUUCUCCUUCCAUUUCUCCCAUUGUCCACUCUCCUCUCCUAUCUGAUUCCUUCUUUUUCAGCCUCUUAUCUCUUCCACCUAUCGCCUCCCAGCUUCUCUCUUCAUUCCCUCAACCACCCACCCACUUUCCCACUCACCUGGUCUCACCCUAUCACCUGCCAGCUUGUACUCCUUCCCCUUCCCCACCUUCUUAUUCUGGGUUCUACCCCCUUGCAUUCCAGACCUGACAGCCAGAAAAUCGACUGUUCAUUCCCCUCCAUAGAUGCUGCUUACCCUUCUGCGUUCUCCCAGCUGUUUGUGGUGUCGUGCUCUGGCUUUCCAGUAUGUGCAGAAAUCACUUGUGUUUUCGGUUUUGUUUAUGACCCUCUGCCGAAAGGUAUCAUAGUUCGGAGAGGAAAGGGAUGGGGAGAAUUCCCAGGGAUGAGGGAAGUCACUCCUGUGGUCAUGCUUGUCCCCACCUUCUUUAUCUGGCUUCUUCCAAACUUCUUUUCCAGCCCCAGUGAAGGGUCUCAGCUCAUCUGCUUGCCUUGCUGAGUUCCUUCAGCAUUUUAUGGUGUGAUGCUCAGGAGUUUCAGCAUCUGCUGAAUCCCUUUUGCUUUUGUUUUGGUUUAUAUUUUUUCAUAGUACCAGUAUUCUUAAACUCAGAUCAUAGGAGUUUUUAAGAAGUUUUAAACUUUGAACAGUUGGAGCUCCUUCUAGGUGGUCCUCCAUUCUGGGAUGAGGAGUGCGAUUGUUCGUUAUAGGCGCAGAAUUAGGCCAUUUGGCCCAUCACAUCAUCUCCACCAUUUCAUCAUGACUGAUUCAAUUUUCCUCUCAGCCCCAAUCUCCUCCCUUCUCCCCAUAUCCCUUCGUGCCCUGAUAAAUCAAGAAUCUGUCAACCUCUGCCUUAAAUAUCUGUAAAAACUUGGCCUUCACAGAUUCAGAACUCUCUGGCAAAAGAAAUUCCUCCUCAUCUCCAUUCUAAAAGAACGCCUCUAUAUUCUGAGGCCGUGUCCUUUGGCCUUAGGCUCUCCCACCAUAGGAAAGAUCCUCUCCACAUUCCCUCUAUCAAGGCCUUUCACCAUUCGAUAGGUUUCAAUGAGAUCAUCCCUCAUUCUUCUGAAUUCUAGUGAAUACAGGCACAGAGCCAUGAAAUGCUCUUCAUAUGACAAGCCAUUCUAUCCUGGAAUCAUUUUCGUGAACCUCCUUUGAACACUAUCCAAUGUAAGCACAUCUUUUCUAAGAUAAUGGGCCUAAACCUGCUCACUAUACUCCAACUGAGACCUCACCAGAACUUUAUGAAGUCUUAACGUUAUAUCCUUGCUUUAAUAUCCUAAUCCUCUUAAAGUGAAUGCUAACAUUGCAUUUGCCUUCCUCAUCACAGACUCAACCCUCAAAUUAACCUUUAGGGAAUCCUGCAUAAGGAUUCCCAAUUCCCUUUGCACCUCUGUUCUUCUCUCCAUUUAGAAAAUAGUCGACCGUUUCAUUUCUUCUACCAAAGUGCAUAACCAUAUACUUCCUAACAUUGUAUUCCAUCUGCCAUUUCUUCGCAAAUUCUCCUAAUCUGUCUAAAUCCUUCUGUAGUCUGUCUACUACUCUAAACUACCUGCCCCUCCACCUAUCUUCAUAUUGUCUGCAAACUUUGCAACAAAGCCAUCAAUUCUGUCAUCCAAAUCAUUGAUAUAUAACGUAAAAAGAAUCAAUCCCAACAUAGAACCCUGUGGAGCACCACUAGUCACCGGCAGCCAGUCAGAAAAGGCUCCCUUUAUUCUCACUAUUGCCUCCUGCCAAUCAGCCACUGCUUUAUCCAUGCUAGAAUCAUUCCUGUGAUACCAUGGCUUGUAGCUUGUUAAGCAGCCUCAUGUGUUAAAGGCCUUCUGGAAAUCCAAGUACGCAACAUCAACUAAUUCUCCUUUGUCUGUUCUGCUUCUUAUUUCUUCAAAGAAUUCCCUUGAGGAGUUCUUUGAAGAAAUAAAAUUUUCCCUUGAGGACACCAUGCUGAUAAUGCCUAUUUUAUCAGAAGUCUCCAAGUACCCUGAGUCCUCAUUCUUAAUAAUCGACUACAUCAUCUUCCCAACCACAGAAGUCAGACUAACUGGCCUAUAGUUUCCUUUCUUCUGCCUCUCUCCCUUCUUGAAGACAUUUGCAAUUUUCUAGUUUUCCAGAACCCUUCUAGAAUCUAGUGAUUGUUCCAAAAUCAUUACUAGUCUCCACAAUCUCUUCAGCCACCUCAUUCAGAACUCUGGGGUGUACGCCACCUGGUGCAAGUGACUUAUAAACCUUCAGACCUUUUAGUUUCCUAAGAAUCUCCUGUCUACUAUGGUAACUUCACACACUUCAUGUCCCCUGACUAUUGGAACUUUCAACAUUCUGCUAGUGUCUUCCACAAUGAAGCUAGAUGUAAAUUACUUAUUCAGUUCAUCCCCAUUACUUCCUCUCCAGCAUAAUUUUCCAGUGGUCUGAUAUUCACUACCGCCUCUCUUUUACACUUUAUGUGUCUGAAGAAACUUUUGGUAUCUUUUAAUAAUAUUGGGUAGUUUACUUUGGUAUUCAAUCUUUGCCGUCCUAAUGACUUAUUUAAUUGCCUUCUGUUUUUUAAAACUUCCUAAUCCUCUAACUGUUCACUAAUUUUAGCUCUAUUGUAUGUCCUCUCUUUGGCUUUUUUGUUGGCUUUGACUUCUCUUGAAGUUAUCUUUCCUUUAGAAUACUUCUUUCUCUUUGGAACGUAUAUAUCCUAUGCCUUCCAAAUUGCUGCCAGAAAUUCCAGCCAUUGCUGCUCUGCCAUCAUGCCUGCUAUUGUUUUUUUCCAAUCAUUUCUGGCCAACUCCUCUCUUGAACCUCUAUAAUUCCCUUUGUAAUACUGAUACAUCUAACUUUAGCUUCUCCUCUCAAAUUUCAGGCUGAAUUUGAUCAAAUUAUGAUCACUUGCCCCAGGGUUAUUUUACCUUAAGCUCAAUAAACAAUUCUGGUUCAUUGUGCAGCAUCCAAUCCAGAAUAGCUGAUCCUCCUGUGAUCUCAACCACAAGCUGCUCUAAAAGGCCAUCUUGUAGGCAUUCUACAAAUUCUCCCUCCUGCAUUCCAACACCAACAUGAUAUUUCCAAUCUACCUGCAUAUUGAAGUCCACCAUGGCUAACAUUGCCCUUUUGGCAUGCACUUUCUAUUUCCCUUAGUAAUUUGUAGGCCACACCCUUACUCCUUGCUCCUUACUCUGGUUCCCAUUCCCCUGCAACUCUUAGUUUAAACCUCGUUGCUGUCCUGCAUUAACAAACCUUCCCGCUAGGAUUUUAGUUCUCCAGUUCAGGUGCAACCGUCCCUUCUGUACAGAUCCCACCUUUCCAGGAAGAGAGCCCAAUGAUCCAAAAAUCUUAUGCUGUCCCUCCUACACCAGCUCCUUAGCCACGUAUUAAACUGUAUAAUCUUCCUAGUUCUGGCCUCACUAGCUCGGGUAGCGAUCCUGAGAUCACAACCCUGGAGGUCCUUCCAUUUAACUUCACACCUAUUUUCCUGAACUCCCUAUGCAAAACCUUGCCAUUUGUCCUAUCCUGUCAUUGGUACCUACACGAACCAUGACUUCUAGUUAGUUCCCCUAACUAACAAAUCCCCUAUCAGCAUAGAGUGCCUCUUCUUCCCCCUUUCCUUCUGAGUCACAGGGGCAGGCUCAGUGCCAGAGACCUGACCACUGUGACUUUCCUCUUCUAGGCCUCCACCCCUUCCCUCAUCCCAACAUUAUCCAAAAUGGUAUACCUGUUGUUGAAGGGGAUGGCCACAGGGGUACUCUUGCACGGACUCCUUAACCCCUUUCCCCUUCCUGGCUGACACCCAGUUUCCUGCAUCCUGCACUUUGGGUGUAACUACCUCUCUGUAUAUUGAAGAGAUCAUGGCUUGACCAGGAAUGUCCAUUCUACCUCAAUACUGAUCAGCUCCCAUUCCUUUAAGCUUACAGAUCAAGUUUAUUGGCAUCUGUCUGAUUGUACAUGUAUACAACCAAACAAAAUAUUCUACCAGACCACAGUGCACUUACAAUACAUUUAUCACAUACCCUCUGAAAAGGUUGAAGGGGUUUCCUUUCUGAAGCACUCUAGAGGUCAGAUCUGUAUGGAAAUAUUGCUGUCUUCUCCACUAACUCUUUCAUAAUUCCCCAUACUCCUUGGAUCUGUGUUGCCCAGUGACCUAGAGUUAUAGAGCACUACAGCACAAAACCAGGCCCUUCAGCCCACCCAUGCAGAACUGCUGUUCUGCCUAGUUUCAUUCAUUCGCACCCACACCAUAGCCCUACAUACUCUCCCAUCCAUGUUCCUAUCAAAACAUCUCUUAAAUGUUGAAAUCAAACCCACAUUCUCCACUUCCUCUGGCAGCUCUUCCACACGCUCACCACUCUCUGAGUGAAGACAUCCCCCUCAAGUUCCCCUUAAAUAUUUCACUUUUCACCCUUAAUGCAUGACCUCUAGUUGUAAUCUUACCCAAAUUCAGUGGUCCCACCCUAUCACCUGCCACCUCACCCAAUACAGCCUGCUUGCAUUUACCCUAUUUAUACUCCUCAUAAUUUUGUAUGCCUCUGUCAAAUUUCUCCUCAUUCUCCUACGCUGUAGGGAAUAAAGCUUAACCUAUUCAACUUUUCCCUGUAACUCAGUUUCUCAAGUCCUGGCAUCCUUGUAAACUUUCACUGCACACUUUCAGUCUUAUUUAUAUCUUUACAGUAGGUAGGUGACCAUAAGAGAUCUGGAUGUACUGGAACAUUAGACCCAGGCAGUAAUUUGGAAGCAUAGUGGUAGUUCAUAAAUAAGACCAUAAGAAAUAGGAGCAGAAUUAGACCAUUCAGCCCAUCAAGUCUGUUACACCAUUUCAUCAUGGCUGAUUUAUUAUCCCUCUCAACACCAUUCUGCCUUGUUCCCAUAAUGUUUGACAUCCUUACUAAUCAAGAUCCUAUCAACCUCCACUUUAAAUAUCACCACACGGAACCUCUGUUGAGGCCGUGAUCAAAGACACUCAGCAAGUGACCUGCCUUCACUUUCUGCCUCUGCCCUGCCUUCCCACCCUGAGGGACUCGGAUCAGGACUCCUGUCAGGCACAGUGGGCAGAUUGACCCUCAAGUGGAUACUAAAUUUCUGGCACUUUUUUUUUUACAAUCUGUAUUUUCAGCUUUUGAUGGCUUUUUGUAUUCUGAGAAAUGCUACUGACUAAGAUUGAGUGACUGUGACACUUUGAAGUUGAUUGUGUUGUCAUUGACCGGGCAGGUGCCUGCACUGUGGAGGUAUGUGAUACUCUGAGAUAUCACUAAUUAUUCAUUGUUAUGAACCAACACCACUUCUAGCUCGGUGAAGGGAACCAAGCCAGUCCACAGCAAUGUUACACUCAGUUGGUGGAGCCACUAGGCCAAGGGACAAGAUGCUGGCUGGGGAGAAAGUGGCCUUCAAGGAGAUCCUUGAAGGUGGGGAGGGAUGAGCAUGCUGAAGCCAAAGGGGUUUAGCAUCAGAGGGCGAAAGAUUUAAAAGGAUAUCAGGGGCAGCUUCUUCACACAAAGGUUGGUGUGUACUUGGUAUGAGCUUCCAGAAAAGUGGUUGAAAUGAACAUAUUAGCAAUGUUUAAAAGCUGUCUAGGAAUGUACUGUACAUGGACAGAAGAAGUGUAGCGUGCUAUGGGCCAAACACAGACAGAUGGGACUGGGCUGAAGGGCCCGUUUCUGUUCUGUGUGACUCAAUGACCCUGUAAUCCAUGACACUGUUGUCCAAAAUACUGUCCCAUGUCAAUGCUCCAAGAAAAUCAAACUCCCCAUCCCAACACUUCUAACUCCCAAAUUAUCCCUAAGGUCCAGCCAAUGCCCAUCCCCUAAGCUCCAUUCAUCCCACCUUUGCCCAGAUCUCCCAGAGUGAGUGGUGUUUUGGUGUCAGUCAGGGCUUAACCUUCCCUGAAGGGUCUUGACCCAAAAUGUCAACACUUUAUUCUUCUCCACAGAUAGAUGCCUGGCCUGCUGAGUUCCUCCAGCAUUUUGUGUGUGUUGAAUGGCUUUCCAGCAUCUGCAGAUUCUCCUGUGUUUAACUUUCACUUCACUCUCCACUCACUGCUCUGGGUUCCACUGAGACCUUCCUACUUUUGGGCACCUUGAUUGUUUCAGUGACUGGCUUUCCGAUAGUUGAGCAGAUCCUUUUGCCCGUCUUGACUGUUGAGUUGCUGCUGACCUAUUUAAUGUUAUCUCUUGGUUGCUAUCAUACAGCCUCACAUAGAAACUGGAAAUCCUUCCUGGGUAUUCUUCAAUGAGUAUUCUGUAUUUUGUAAAAAUGUGACGGUGUAAAGAGGUUAUGGAGGUAACAUUCACAGCCACAGCUGAAGUUUGACUUAUCUCUCUCCCCCCCCCCCCAACAACUCCUUACCAAUAUGUUUCCCUCCUUCCCACCAAAGUACUAAGCCCAACUCCAGCUUUGCACAUCCAGUGGACGCCAUCUUGCCCCUCCCACUAGUUAAUACCCCUCUCCAAACUCCUGAGACCACACCUGCUCUGGAUGUCCAGCAUCUGUCAUUCCUGAUGCCAGAUUCACAUUCAGAUUUAUUUAUCAAAACAGACAGUGAAAUGUGUUGUUUGCAUUAACACUCAACAUGACCUAAGGAUGUACUCAGAAGGUCAGGCAUCAAAACAGCUGACAUGUUGGACCUCAGCUUGAAAGGUUGACUGUUUAUUCAUUUCCACAGAUGCUGCCCUACCUGCUGAGUUCCUCCAGCAUUUUGUGUGCAUUGCUCUGGAUUUCCAGCAUCUUCAGAAUCUCGUGUGUUUAUGGCAACAUAUGGAUGUGCUGGGGGCAGCCCGCAAGAGUCUCCACACAUUCCAGCACCAACAAAGCAUGUCCACAGUGUUUGACAGAACAACACAACAACAGCAAAACAAGUCAUUUACCCAUCCCCUCACUCACAAACAGAAAGGCCUCUAACCCUAGGAUGGGCUAUAUCUGGGCCUCCAUUCCUUGGCCCCAAUUCUCAAACACUAGGCUUCCUACCUCCAGUCCCAAUUUCCUGACCCAAUGGCUGUAAAUCUACAGACGAGACUAUCUUUAGACUUUGAGCUUUGGGUGUCUAUGUCUGGACUCACCAACUUCUGUCUUUGACCUUGAGGUGACUACCUCUUGUCUUGCCAACUUCAGCCUUUGCCCUUCAGGCUUCAACCUCUGGACUUGCCAUGUCCUGGAUGGUGAAGCAGGAGAAAGGGGCUGACAUGGAAAAUAAAUCAGCCAUGAUGGAAUGGCAGAGUAAACUCAGUGGUCCGAAAGGACUAAUUCUGCUCCUAUACGAUUUUUCUUAUAGACAUCCCAGGGACGUGGACUUCUGACCCAUGGAAAUCUUCCCCUUCCUAGGUCCCUCCAAAUUCAAACUGCCCUCACACUCCCCUCAAUAGGGACUAUUCUUCUUCAAUUCAGAAACAUGUACCCCCAACACUCUGUCCUAGCCAAACUGAGGUGCUACCCCACCGUCACUCUCUUAAACCAGAGGAGCUGUUAGUUGGGAGAACCCAGCAGCUGGACCCACUGAUGCCUUGUCUGAAGUCACUGCAGCAGAGCUGUGUAUGUUACCUCCAUCCUCAACAUGUUACGUGGUGUGAAGCCACGCACAUUUAUUGUGUUUGAGAAUAGCUGUUGGCAAUUGUUUACAGUUCCAUUAAUAAUAAUGGGGAUUAAAUAAUCACAGAUCAUUGUAUGUGGGGUGGGAGGGGACAAUAUCUCACUUAUAGAAGGAAUUGCUAAAACUACACUAAGAUUUUAUCUACAUUUAACGAUAUGCAACAUAAUAAACAUUCUCUGUAUGUCUGAUGUAUAUUGUACAUAGCAUAUUGUGGGCAACAGGAUACGGAAUAUUUCCGAGGCAUGUAUAACACAAAUAAAACACAACUUUGGAUUGCAACGCUCUAAGGAAAUAGCUCCCCUCAUUUAAUUCCUGCAGGGAGAAAUUAAAAGCUCUGCAUUCCUGUA